Molecule: messenger RNA, 1231 nt
Organism: Esox lucius (northern pike)
Lineage: Eukaryota; Metazoa; Chordata; Actinopteri; Esociformes; Esocidae
Product: methyltransferase-like protein 7A
Exons: 2
Coding region: 30-905 (291 amino acids)
Molecular function (GO): S-adenosylmethionine-dependent methyltransferase activity
Source: RefSeq, a predicted model, not a curated record
GUUGUGAUGCACCUGCUCUAUUUAAAGGCAUGAUGAUAAAUUACCAGAUUAGCACCUUCCAUUUGACCAUCCCUGCACUCUGUUACGCCUUGCAACUAGAUAAAUCCUACCCAGCCUGCCGGCAGCCUGCAGUUCAAACGAGACGUUUCACUGGAAAGAUGACACUUCUUAUAAUGAAUAUUUUGAUGAACUUCUGCAAGCUAAUUAUUUUGACAAUAACUCUGCCCUUCCAACUAAUGGAGGUUUUGGGUUUAUAUAGGAUGUACAAGCGUUUGUUUCCACUUCUUGCUUACAAUAUCACUUUUUCAUACAAUGAAAAAAUGCAUGAAAACAAGAGGAACCUUUUCCGAAACUUGUGCAAAUUCUGCAGCACGGACAGUACCCUUCGACUUCUGGAGAUUGGCUGUGGUAGCGGAGCCAACUUCAAAUACUACCCGUAUGGUUGCACGGUUAUUUGCACAGACCCCAACCCUUACUUUGAGAAGUACUUACAGAUGAGCAUGUCAGCGAACAACCACCUUACCUAUGAACGCUUUGUCGUUGCAUCAGGAGAAGACUUGACCGUAGUCGAAGACAAGUCGGUGGAUGUUGUCGUCUGCACGCUGGUGCUGUGUUCCGUCAACAACGUGCCACGUGUACUAAAAGAGGCACAACGGAUACUCAAAAAAGGUGGUGCUUUCUACUUCUUGGAGCAUGUAGUGGCUGACCCUUCGUCUUGGACAUACUUUUUCCAGCAUGUGCUUCAGCCAAUGUGGUACUACCUCGGGGAUGGCUGCAUGGUUACCAAUGCAACGUGGAGAGAUCUGGAGGCUGCUGGGUUCUCUGAGAUCCAGCUCAUACACAUAGAAGCACCACGGGUCACUUUUAUGAUCAAACCGCACAUUCUUGGAUACGCCAUCAAGUGAAUUUAUCUGCAUAUUUUAUACUCUGAAUCAAAUAAAUUCAUUUCGUAAAUAUCUGGAAAUCGGUUAAUAUUUUCUUCACUGUGAAAAUAACUUCCAACUAUUCACAAUUAUUUUUUCCAGUGGUUAUUAUUGCUGUUCCCUCUCACCAAGGACAUCCACUGUUCCGAACAAGUUUGGUUCAUUUGGUAGAGUAUGGUGUUAGCAACGCCCCCAGAUUGUGGCUUUGAUUCCCACUGAGAACCAGAAAGCAAUUUCUGAUAACUGCUCACCCAUAACUGUUUGAAAAAAAUGUGUACUCUAAAUAAAUAAAUCUACUUUUUGAAAUA